Messenger RNA from Seriola dumerili (greater amberjack), 4510 nucleotides. RefSeq names its product integrator complex subunit 6-like (gene ints6l). Lineage: Eukaryota; Metazoa; Chordata; Actinopteri; Carangiformes; Carangidae. Gene Ontology annotation, cellular component: integrator complex. The transcript has 18 exons. Gene Ontology annotation, biological process: snRNA 3'-end processing. The record is from RefSeq and is a predicted model, not a curated record. Bases 149 to 2842 code for a protein of 897 amino acids.
AGAGGGCAGAGGCAACGGCCCUCUUCUGGAGGGGGGGCUUAUUAUAACAAAUAUAUACACACAUGUGUGAACUGUUUGGCCGCACGAUAGGUCAUAUGUGGAUAACAGUUAUUUUAGAAAAGCAUUCAAACGCGGCUUUACAUUUAAAAUGCCUAUUUUACUUUUCCUGUUAGACACGUCCGCCUCUAUGAAUCAGCGCACUUAUUUGGGUACGACGUAUCUGGACGUUGCUAAAGGCGCGGUUGAGGUCUUUAUGAAGCUGCGUGCCCGAGACCCGGCUAGUAGAGGCGACAGGUACAUGCUAGUUACAUUCGAUGAUCCACCAUACGGAGUGAAGGCCGGCUGGAAGGAGAACCAUGCCACCUUCAUGUGUGAGCUGAAAAACCUGCAGGCAUCUGGGCUGACUACACUAGGUCAUGCUCUUCGCACAGCCUUUGACCUGCUUAACCUCAACCGCCUCGUCUCAGGCAUCGACAACUAUGGACAGGGACGUAACCCCUUCUUCCUCGAGCCAUCUGUGAUCAUCACUAUCACUGAUGGGAACAAGCUCACACACAGCUCUGGGGUGCCAGAUGAGCUGCACCUUCCCCUGAACUCUCCUUUGGCGGGCAGUGAACUGACCAAAGAGCCCUUUCGUUGGGACCAGCGUCUCUUCGCACUGGUGCUGAGGCUGCCAGGAGCAGCCACACCCGACAACGAGCAGCUCGGUAGCGUCCCCACAGAUGAGUCUGCUAUCACCCAGAUGUGUGAAGUUACUGGAGGGCGAUCAUACUGUGUACGGACACAAAGGAUGUUGAACCAGUGUCUGGAAUCUCUGGUGCAAAAGGUUCAAAGCGGCGUUGUCAUUAAUUUUGAGAAGACAGGGCCAGAUCCGCCUCUCAUUGGGGAAGAUAACUCAGUGGAGUCAAGUCGUCCCGUGUCAUCCUUCAGCCCACAGCCGUGGCACAGUUGCCACAAACUCAUCUAUGUGCGGCCGAACCCAAAGACCGGAGUGCCAGUUGGGCAUUGGCCCAUACCAGAGUCCUUCUGGCCGGACCAGAAUUCUCCUACACUGCCACCCCGCUCUGCUCAUCCCAUGGUGCGUUUCUCUUGUGUGGACUGUGAGCCCAUGGUGAUCGACAAACUUCCCUUUGACAAGUAUGAACUGGAGCCCUCUCCACUCACCCAGUACAUUCUGGAAAGGAAGUCUCCACACAUGUGCUGGCAGGUGUUCGUCAGCAGCAGUGGGAAGCAAAAUGACCUGGGACAGCCAUUUGGCUACCUUAAAGCCAGCACCACUCUCACCUGUGUCAACCUUUUUGUCAUGCCUUACAACUACCCAGUCCUUCUCCCACUCCUCGAUGAUUUGUUUAAAGUGCACAAACUAAAACCAAACCUCAAGUGGCGACAGGCCUUUGAGAUGUACCUGAAGACAAUGCCUCCGUACUACCUCUUGCCCUUAAAAAAGGCCUUGAGGAUGAUGGGUGCACCUAAUCUUAUCGCAGACACCAUAGACUGCGGUCUGAGUUACAGCGUCAUCUCAUAUCUAAAGAAGCUCAGCCAGCAGGCAAAGAUUGAAUCAGACCGUUUAAUCGUGUCUGUGGGGAAGAAGGCUCCCCAAGAAACUGGCAUAAAGGUGAAGAACCACUCCAGCUCUCUCUCUCUGGCCCACCGGAGAGACUUUAAGCAGCUGCUGCAGGGAAUCACUGGGGAGGGGCCGCUUCGACUGGUGGACAUCAACUUCAAAGAGUUCGCCGGCUUCCAGAUCGCCCUGCUCAACAAGGAUGUAAAACCUCAAGCUUAUCGAAAUGCGUACGACAUCCCAAGAAGGAACCUUCUGGAUCAGCUCACCCGCAUGCGCUCCAAUUUGCUGCGGACAUCGCAGAAACUGAUCCGAGGGCAAGACGAAGACUAUCUCCACAGUAUUCCAGUGGCUCAGAUGGGAAACUAUCAGGAGUACCUAAAAAUGAUGCCAUCUCCUCUCAGAGAGAUUGACCCCGACCAACCGAAACGUCUGCACACAUUUGGGAAUCCUUUCAAGCAGGAUAAGAAGGGCAUGAUGAUCGAUGAGGCAGAUGAGUUUGUAGCAGGGCCUCAAAAUAAGAAAAGAGGAAAUUCCAGUGAUUCCAACUCGGGGGCUACUCUGAAGAGAAGGCGAAGUAUGUCCCCGUUGCUGCGGCGGCCACAGUCUCCACCAGGGAACACCAACCAUGUGGUGGUGGGAAAGAGUCCGGUAGGGGUUCAGGGGCAGCAGAACCUCAUCAAACCCAUCCCACAGCACAAAGGAGUGGACGGCAACAACGUGGUGGUCCCUGAGAGUAACGGUGACGGGGUUCUUGGGCCUGAGUCAGGGGAGCUCUGGCCCGCUGAUAUGGAGCCCGUAGCAGAAAACCCAUCUGCACUACCCGUGGAGGAGAAGGCCGGGGUCGGGGCAGUGGAUCGGGGAGAGGAUGUCAACAUGAUGGAGGAGAGACUAACGGAGGAUUGUCUGGAUGAGCAGCCGCUGGAGGAGAAACACAACUGUGAACGUCUGAGUCCUCAGAGCCAGCUAGAAGGCCCUGAAGCUGACCCUGCAGCGCUCGAGACCAUUUUCAUAGCCCCACUGGAUGGAAGCCAAGCAGAGCUGCGGACGCGGGUCAUAAAGGAGGUCCGCAAGCCUGGACGAAACUAUGAGGCAAUACUGUCACUAUUGCAGCAGGUGAAAGGACCACUUAAUGUGCAGAGGUACUUCAUCCAGCACGCUAUCAAAGAGGCUGUCAGGUUCAAGAAGCGGGUACUGAUCCAGCAGCUGGAGUUGGCCCUUGCUGAAUUGGAGAAGAAGCACGCAGCAUCCUCACAGCUUCCCAACGAUCAUGGCAGAUAGUGAUGAAGCCAUCUUUAUCAUACAUAUCUAUAUACAUCACCACCAUGAAAGAGAUGUCCUUGUUGACUUGCCUCAAGAAAAACAAAUUGGGGAAGCAGAGGAAGAAAAGGACAAAUGCACUGAGAGCAGAUGCUCCUACUGUCCCUGUGCUGUUGCAUCACAUCCUGGUAGAGGCGGAGAGUGAAGGGUUUAACUGGAGGAGGGGCCUUCAGCACAGAUCCACUGAGGAUGAGUUCAGAGACUUUAAAUGUAAUCCUCUUCAUAUUGACAGAUGCCUUAAACAUCCAUACGGCUUUUGUCUGUAUCGGCACAUUCAGAAGACACACACACAAACAAACGCACACACACACACACACACACACACACACACACACACACACACACACACUCCGUUAGACAGACACACAAUAAGCCAACAGAUCCUUUAAUGACAGAGCAAGGGAUGGGCAGGAUUAUUCCUGUUAUUGUUAUUCUUUAAAAACAGACCUUUCUUCAGCUGGUCUGAAAAGUGUUUGUAAGACUGCAACAAGUUUUUCUAGAGUAAUAAGAUUAAUGUACCUGUACGGCUGACAGGGGAAACCUGUUCCCACUGAGUCCCCUCAUGUCUUUAGUGUUAUAUCUGCAUAAAGACUGCACUGAUUCUUUUUCUGUCCAAGUUGAUACUGUUAUCUAAUAUUUUCCCACUCCUAUUGGUUGAUGUUGAUAUGCAUUAGUGUUAGGGGGUGGGCAAUAUGGAUAAAAUCUGUGAGUGUUUAUGUAACUUUAUGUUGCAUCAGCAAUAUAUACAGUGAUACUAUACUAUAUACAGUGUCACUUUUCUGGAAGAGAAACCACUGAAAGAUAAAAUACCCAGAUGGAAACGUGUAUAUGUGGCUAACACCAUCAAUGAAAUAGCUGACGAAUCUUGGCACAGCUCCAACAUAUCCAAAUUUCAUUUGUCACAUUUCUCUCAGCUCAUUGGACGAUUGCCAUAUUGCCCACCCCUAAUCUGCAGUUUUAGUCAAAAAAGGUAAAAACUUCACACACGUCUGUCUUAAGGUCAUUACGUUGCUUUUAAAUGUCCAAACUGGGUCCAUUUUUUUAUGUUUUGUCAUACAACAGUGCUUUUUAAAGCUGAAAUUGAAGAACAUAGAAUAUAGAAGUAUUAGUGUUUUGCACAUCGGUGCGUUGGACUGGAAAUGGACUGGUUGUGUCCAUGAAAGACUGAACACAAGACAGGUGUGUUGACUGAUUCAGUGACUGAGCAUCAGAGUCCUCUUACCUGCCAUCACAGCAAUAGAACAUGGGUUCAGUGAAUGCAGCUGUUGGUAUCCAUUUAGAGGUACCCCCCCCAAACACACACACAAAUCUUCCUCCACAGCACAACAAACACUCCAUUGAUUCCUAGAACUUUAUUCAGAGGAAUUUCUGCAUCUGUCCGGGCUCAGUGGUCAGUCACCUGUUGUUGAUCUGUAACAACUGGUCAUCUGCCCUCUGCUGCUUUUUACAGAAACCCGAGUUAACGUUUGUUCUCCUUGUUUUUACGACAGAUGUACACUACUUUUUAAUGUUCAUAAGGAAUAUAGAUUAUUUUUGUGAAUUUGUUUAUUUCAGAGUAUAAGAAAUAUUUUGAAAGAAUAUGUUUAAAGCCAAUUUUGUAAACUGUUAAAUACAUAUACAAAGUGUAAA